AUGUCAAAGCCUGCAGUUCUCCUCAUCGGAGGAUUGGCACACGUCGACAGAGAAUGGCAAAGUCUGAGUUCCAAAUAUAAUCUGAAGGAGUUCCGGAAGGGCACCCGCGAGCAGUUCCUCUCCAACUGCAAGAGCGGCCAGUACGACGACGUGGUGGCUCUCUAUCGCUCGAACUUGUCCGUGUCAGAAACAGGGCCCUUCGACAAAGAGCUGGUCUCUGUCCUGCCCCGGUCUCUGCAAUACAUCUGCCACAACGGGGCGGGAUACGACAACAUUGACGUGGAGGCUUGCACCCAAAGAGGUCUCAAGAUAUCCAGCACGCCGAUCGCCGUUGACGACGCGACCGCUGAUGUGGGCAUCUUCCUGAUGCUGGGUGCUUUGCGGCUGGCGUGGGUCCCUUUGGUGGCGAUCCGGGAAGGCAAAUGGCGCGGGAAGGCCCAGCUCGGACAUGACCCCAAGGGCAAAGUGCUGGGGAUCUUGGGGAUGGGAGGAAUUGGCAGAGCGAUGGCUCACCGAGCACGAGCAUUUGGGAUGAAGAUUGUGUACCACAACCGCACGCGGCUGCCGAAAGAGCUCGAGGGCGACGCGACGUACCUGAAUUUCGACCAAUUACUUGCCCAGUCCGACGUGCUCAGCCUGAAUCUCUCUCUCAACGCCAAGACGCGGCACAUCAUAUCUGCGCCGGAAUUCGCAAAGAUGAAGGACGGCGUGGUGAUCGUCAACACGGCUCGAGGGGCGCUCAUCAACGAGAAAGACCUGGUCGCGGCGCUGGAGAGCGGCAAAGUGUCGUCGGCGGGGCUGGACGUGUUCGAAGAGGAGCCCAAGGUGGAAGAAGGGCUGUUGAAGAACGAGAAGGCCUUCAUCGUGCCGCACAUUGGCACCAGUACCUACGAGACGCAGCGGGAGAUGGAGCUGCUGGUGUUGCAGAACCUGGAGAAUGCGGUGGACAAGGGUUCUCUGUUGACCCCGAUUCCGGAGCAGAAGGGAAACCCCAAGGGGAAUUUGUGA
Fonsecaea erecta is the source of this 1008-nucleotide messenger RNA. RefSeq lists its product as hypothetical. The record is from RefSeq and is a predicted model, not a curated record. The coding region runs from base 1 to 1008 and encodes 335 amino acids. The transcript has 2 exons. Gene Ontology annotation, cellular component: cytosol. Gene Ontology annotation, molecular function: hydroxypyruvate reductase [NAD(P)H] activity; glyoxylate reductase (NADPH) activity; NAD binding. Lineage: Eukaryota; Fungi; Ascomycota; Eurotiomycetes; Chaetothyriales; Herpotrichiellaceae.